Arabidopsis arenosa is the source of this 1231-nucleotide messenger RNA. The record is from the annotation of a GenBank genome assembly. Lineage: Eukaryota; Viridiplantae; Streptophyta; Magnoliopsida; Brassicales; Brassicaceae.
AGAAAUGAAAAAAGACGACGCCUACGCGUGAGAAAACAGGAAUUGGCUCGAAAGAGUAGAACACAAGUUAGGGUUUUCCAAUUGGUGUUUUGACGAUGGAACUUCGUAUUGGGAAUAAGUUCCGGCUUGGUCGGAAAAUUGGUAGCGGCUCAUUCGGAGAGAUUUACCUUGGAACUGAUAUUCAGAGUAACAAAGAUGUUGCAAUUAAGUUUGAAAGUGUCAAGAGUGUGCAUCCACAAUUGUCAUAUGAGUCAAGGAUAUAUAGAGUUCUUCAGGGUGGAACUGGGAUUCCAAACAUGAAAUGGUAUGGCGUCGAGGGGGAUUACAAUGUUUUAGUGAUAGAUUUGCUUGGUGGAAGCCUUGAAGAUCUGUUUUGUUAUUGUAACAAGAAAUUUAGUUUGAAGACAGUUCUCAUGCUAGCUGAUCAAAUGAUUAAUCGGCUCGAGUUCAUCCAUUCUAAGUCGUUUCUUCAUCGUGAUAUAAAGCCAGAUAAUUUUCUUAUGGGUUUGGGAAGGCAGGCAAAUCAGGUCUACAUCAUAGACUUUGGUUUGGCUAGGAAAUAUAGAGAUAGCUCAAGCUACCGACAUAUCCCAUAUAGGGAGAAUAAAAGUCUAAUUGGGACACCGGCGUAUGCAAGCUUGAACACUCACCUAGGGAUCGAGCAAAGUCGGAGGGAUGAUAUAGAAUCACUUGGUUAUAUCCUCAUGUACUUCCUCAAAGGAAGUCUUCCAUGGAAGGGACUAAAAGCUGGGAACAAGAAACAGAUAUAUGACAAGAUUAGCGAUAAGAAAGUUUCAACUUCCAUCGAAACGUUAUGCGAAGGUCAUCCAAUAGAGUUUGCAACCUACCUCCAUUACUGCCGCUCCCUUAGGUUCGAUGAUAAGCCAGACUAUGCAUAUUUGAAGAGACUAUUCCGCGACCUUUUUACUCGUGAAGGUUUUCAGUUUGAUUUUGUGUUCGACUGGACGAUAUUAAAGUAUCCGCAAUCACAAUGCGUAAACCCUCCACCUCAUGCCGAUGUACAAUCUUGAUACUUUCAAUUUUUUUUUUAAUCCCGUUCAUGAUACACAGAUGAACAAUGCAAGAUUGUGUGAUGUUACUUUUGUCAUGAAUAGUGGAAUAUUGAAUAUUUGAGAUCUAGAUAAUUUAUCCCUUGCUGGCAGAAGCUGCUCAAAACAUAUGUAGAUUGUUUUGAUCGAUAAAAGAGAGCUAUUAAAAUGCAGAACCAUAA